CAAGGUGCACUACAUAGAGAUAUAGUUCGGUAGGUGCAAAAUGGACAAGCCAGACUUGGUCAUGGUGCUAGGUGGAAAGCAUAGGCUACAGCACAGAAGACACAGAUAAGAUAACCAGCUUUGUUCGCGAAUGGCAAGCAACAUGUUUAACAGUGAGCAAGCAAGACGUUCAACGGUGUCUCAAAUUAAAUGAGGACAAUGGAUAUACUGGCAUGGUGUUGAGAAGAGGAAGUUCAGCUGGAGAGAGGCCAUGGAUCCUAACCACAUUACAUUCAUUGUAGCCACUUAUGAUGUUUUUCCAACUCAACAAAACCUCAAUCAGUGGGGUGGUGAAGACAAAAGCUAUCAGCUGUUUUGUAUGGGUCAUGGCUCUUUAAAGCAUAUUUGGUUAUAAAAUAGCCUGACCCAGGAUCGCUACACCUGGAGACAUAGUCAGAUUUUAAAAUCACUGGUGUGUUUGCAUGAGAACAGAGUUAAAUCUUUGCUAGGAAUUUACAGGAACAGUAGAAUUUUGUUUCUGAGAGACGGAAAAGUGGCCAUUGGGCAAAUACAAGCAAUAUACAGGAAGUUGUGGCAAAGCACAGGAUUAGAAACUCCUGGUGGAUGUCAGAAAGCAACUGCAAGUGCCACAGUAUAUUGUUGUGACUGCUUUGAAACCAGACAUGGUGUUGUAUUUAGAGUGUGAGUGCAUUGUCUGCUAACUUGAAAGAAAAGGAAGAAGUCAACGUAUGCAGAACUAGCAGAAGUAAAGGAACAUGGCUGGCAAGCACACACAUGCCCACUAAGUCCAUGUCUGUGUGAUCAAAAUGUCUCUCUGGAACUUCAAAAGUCUCAAGUGGAGCCGCCUUGGAGUGGCGGUACACUUUAACUUGCUGGCAUUCCAUGCAGGCAUCUGCCCACUUACAAACAUCUUUCUUAAGGCUGUGCCAAACGGACUUUGCUCCCACCAUCUUCUGUGAUGCUUUCCUGCUAGGGUAGGAGAGGCUGUGAAUGGUGUCAAAUACUUGCCUGCACUAACCAUAUUGUACAAUAGGCAUGGGCUGGCUGUAGAGAGCACUGAAAUUUUAGUCUAAUAAAAGAAAAUAAUUUUGCACCAGAAGUUGAGUGUGUGAUGAGAGUGUUUCUUUUGAUUGAAAUCAUUAAUCAGUUGGUUUAUCUCAGAAAUGUUUACCCCUUUGUUUUCCCCGCUGCAUGACAAAUGUGUGUUGUAAUCUCUGAAAUGAAGGCAAGUUGACUCUGCUAUUGGGAUGACCAAGGGUCAGACGUCUUGGCCUGGCAAAAGAGGCUUGUGGUCAACAGACAUUGAUCAGAAGGGUCAGUGGUGGACAAGCGUGGAUUCACCAACACCACCUUAGUGUCAGUGAAAACCUGAACCCUCCCUAGUUUGGCAGCCUUUCCCUUGAGCACCAAAUAAAGUGGACGCAUUAAGUGUGGAGCUGAAGAAGUCAAUGGAGCACAACCCAACCUGGCAUUUGGCUGGGUUGAUGAGCACAAAGCCACUCAAAUAGGACCCUGAGGUGUUCUACAUGUUCAACCCUGGAUACUGCCACUAAGAUGUCGUUCAGGUAAACAAAAAGGAAAAGCAAGUCACAGAAGACACUGUCCGUGAGCCGUUGGCAAGUCUGUACUGCAUUAUUCAGGCAGAUGAACCCAAAUAACUCAAACAGGAUGAUAACAGCAAUCUUAAGGACAUAACUUUCCCAACGCUCUGGAUACAGCUACUAUUGUCAGCCUCCAGAACCGUUGAAUUUCCAAGUCUGUUGCGGGCAAAAUGCUUACCCAUGCCCCAGUGCCACAGAGGAAAUGGGAUUUGAAGGAUGCAUUGGUUACGAACCACAAACUGUCCACACAACCAACGGCCGUCACAGCUAGUGAGCCUCUUCAUUUCCAGACUCCUUGGAAUGACAGACUAGGCAACACCUGGUAGUGUUGGGGCUAUGACAAGCAUGGUAGUAGCCCUUCUUUCUUCUGCUGCACUGUAAUGAUGACCGCUCUCUCUGGGUCACCCAUUUAACGGGGAAAUAGAGACUGAGAGCAUAGGUUUAAUGGCCUGCACAAGAGAACUUUUUAAUCAUGAUCAAAACACUUGUGUCAGUUCAAGUGCACAGAACAACGGUGCAACCCAAAAAACAUCAUUAAUUAAAGAUACAACAACAUUGUCAACCGUAUGACACUGCAUUUAGAAUGCCACAUGCAUAGGCUACAUACACCAAGCUUUCCAGUUUUAUUCAUAUUCUGUAGAUGUUUGUUAAAAGAUUUGUUCACGUACAUUCAUAGCCUGAAAUAUAUAACACGUUCUUCUUAAAGAUGGCAAAAGUACCUUUUUAUGGCCAUUGACAGUAGGCCUAAUUCAGCCUUUAAGGGUAAAAUGAUAUCCUAUCCUCCAUAAUAUAUUAUAUACACAGGCCUAUAUAUUACUCUGUUAAAAUAUUUUACUCCAAUUUGUCAACAAAAUGAAACAAAAAUAUGGAACCUGACUUUUGUUCGAAUUUCUGUAUUUGAAAAGCAUGCACAUUAGCUAGAUAAUGCCUCUUGUUUAAAUUUAACAUUUCAGGAAAAAUUAUGGUUUAGUGGGCCUAAACCUAAAUCCUACAAAUGAAUAUUUACAAGAACAUUUGGCCUGGACAUGUAUUGCUAGCUUUGGAAUAGGCUUAGCCUGGGUGAAUCCAGACAAACCUGUUAGCAAAUUUGAAUUUGCUUUAUGAUGACAGAUAGAGCAGUGCAUUCAGCACAACCAGUGGAUUGUGAUGGUGACAGGGUUAAACAGUUAUGGACGUGUAUUUUCUUUGAAAUUGAGUAAACAACUGUAUUUAAAACCUUUGUGUAGCCUACAGGAAAGAUGUAGGCCUACUUGCUGCACCUCUGAAAAUAAUUGUAUAGUUUAAUGAACCAAUUUAUGUUUAAUUUCACUGCUGAUUAUGCCCCUGGAAGUAGUCAUAAGUCACUGGAGCCUUUCCAGACACACUCUCAAUCCUAAUUGAGACUUAAGAACCAGGCUAGGCCUACUCCCUUACAGACUGGAUUCUCCAGGAAUUCCACAAACCUACAUCAAUGAGUGUGAAAGGCUUGGGAAUUUGUAUGUAUAGUGAUGAUGAUGGUAGGUUAUUUACAAAGUCAUCUGCGGUAGUAGUUGCUUUUUUGGCAGAUGAUAGGGCGUGGGUGGUCGCGGCAGGACAUGUUCAAAAGUUAGGUUCUACCGAGAUUUGAACUCGGAUCGCUGGAUUCAGAGUCCAGAGUGCUAACCAUUACACCAUAGAACCUCUAUUUGGAACGUUGCACGUCUCGGAUCAAAUUGAAAAAGUAAUAGCAUUUCCUUACAGUUCUUUAGAUAUUGGUUCUAACAUAUUUAUUUUUUAAGAACUGCACUAUGUAGGCCUACGUUAAUUAAGACAAUAGCGUGUAUUGUGCACUUAAAACGUCCACAAUGUGUUGUUAACAUGAUCGUAUGCCCAAACUGGUACCGCUUGGCGGCGAUGUUGAGCCAUGUAGCCUAUGUUACGGUCUUGCGAUUUUUAACAUCGUCGAAGAAGAAAUUGGAACGUUUUCGAGUGGUGGAUAAGGUGAGUUGUAUUUGAUGUCUAUCCAGGCGGUUUCACUUGUCAUUAAAACAGGUAACAUAUAUCAAUGUAUCGCCAUAUUCAGUUGUUUGGAACAACUUAGGGUUUAAAUGUGUCUAGAACUGUCCAGUCUAUUUUUAUUGAACUCUGAUGCUCUGUGAAAAAGACCAUGCCAUGGAUUGUUGGGGAUGGUCCGUCCGAAGGCAGGAUAGUUCUCGUGUUAGGAUAGUUAAGCUAAAGUCUUUAAAAUGGUGAAGUCUUCAUACGCAAGUCUUUUUUAAUGUCCCUGCAUACACCAGUUUGAAAUAUGGUGCUCUCAAGGCCAUGUCUGUUAUGUGGCACCCUUCAAAGUCUGACUUGGAGACCACUCAUGCUGCUGAGCACAGAUGAAGGCUUGGCGUAAACCUACUUUUUUUAACCCACUGUAGUACGCAAGACUUGCAGUAGCCUUAAAGAAGACAGAGGCAAGCUGCAUUUGCCAUUCAUUAAGUAUCAUGUCUACAUUAAAUGGAGUAGCGGUAUUAAUCUCAUGUAGGCUAUUUCAUUCUCCAUACACAGCCAUUCAUGUCAUCAAAUGUCACAAGGAUAUUCUUAGCACACUCAUUAUGUUUCCUCUGACAUCCAGCAUUAGGCGAAGACCAUGCCGAACCGCUGUUGUGCAUAUGGCUGUGGAAAGUCCUACGAUCAGAAUGUGACACUCUUCCGCUUCCCCAAAGACCCUGAGGACUUUCAGAAAUGGGAGAAACAGGUUCAGAGGACCCGCAGUAACUGGGUCGCCAAACCCUUCUCCCACCUGUGCAACGAGCACUUUGGCAAGGACUGCUUCGAAACCAGACCCAACUUCAUUAACAAGACCCAAGGAAACAAAGGCCUGAAGCUGAAAGAGGGGGCCGUGCCGACCGUGUUCAUCCGCCCCCCGUGCAGAUCCUGUGGUGGCCAUGGCUCAGGCUGCCCAGUCUGCACCCCCAGAGGGAAGCGCCAGGGUCUGUGCAUUCAGCCAAGGGAUUGUGGCACGGUGUGUAACACCAACAGAGAGGAUGAUGGGCCUAAAUGGGCUCCGGCUUUUGGUAGUUCAGAGGAAGAGGAGGAAGAUGAUGAUGAUGAUGAUGUUGAUGAGGAGGAGGAGGAUGAAGGUGAAGAAGACAUGGAGGAUGAGGAGGGAAUGGAGCCAUUUGAUGAAAAAGACAAAGAUCUUCCAGCUGUCUGUGAGAUGUGUGGGACCACAGGCACCAAAGGUAACUUCUACUCCAAAACCAAGCGAUUUUGCAGUGUCUCCUGCUCACGGUCCUUUUCUUCCAACUCUAAAAAGUCCUCCAUUUUGGCUCGACUACAGGGAAAACCGCCCACAAAGAAAGCUACAGUGUUGAACAAGACUGGUUUUACAGGUAUCCUCCCCACCCAGCCUGUGGUACCUCCACAGGAUGCUCCAGCUGUUGGGAAAGAGGCAGCAACACCGAGUUUUGAUUGGGGUGGUUAUCUGGACAAACACGACAAUCCUGCAGCAUCAGUGUCCUCCUUUAGACAUGUUCCUCUUUCAGACAAGUGGGAUGACAUCAGAGAGGGUAUUAAAGUGGAGAUUGUCAACCACAAGGCUACUUUCCACGGCAAGGUCUAUUGGAUCGCCACCGUUAUCAAACUAGCAGGUUAUAAUGUCAAGCUUCGCUUUGAGGGCUUUGAAGAGGACAGCAGCCAUGACUUCUGGUGUAACCUGGGCAACGCAGACAUCCACCCAAUUGGCUGGUGCGCUGUAAACAGCAAGCUACUCGUGCCCCCACCCUCUCUGCAUCAGCAGCUGGCGGACUGGAAGACCUAUCUGAUGAAGAGGCUGGUUGGAGCCCUCACGCUGCCUGUGGACUUCCACAUCACGUUGGCGGAUGCGAUGCGAUGCCCCUUUCGCCAGGGUAUGCGUGUAGAGGUGGUGGACCGGGCACUGGUGAGCCGGACGAGGCUGGCGAUGGUGGACACGGUGGUUGGGGGUCGACUACGGCUGCUGUACGUGGUGGGCGGCCAGGUGGCCAAAGACCAGGAGUUCGCAGACUUCUGGUGCCACAUAUACAGCCCUCUGGUGCACCCAGUAGGCUGGUCUUACAAUGUGGGCCACCUCAUCAAGGAUGCAGGAUAUCCUGAGCACUCACCAGCACUCAGCAAGUUGUCUUCUGAAAGUUUCCCGAGUUUAUUCAAGAAGCCCAGGACCGUGUACAUGGAAGGUGGCUUUUUUGAGGAGGGGAUGAAGCUUGAGGCCAUUGACCCUCUGAAUCUGGGGAACAUCUGUGUAGCAACCGUGCGGAAGGUACUUCUGGAUGGCUACAUCAUGGUGGGCAUUGAUGGUGUUGAGAUCGGCGAUGGCUCUGAUUGGUUCUGCUACCAUGCCAGUUCGCAUGCCAUCUUGCCCACGGGAUACUGUGAUAAGAACAACAUCCCCCUCACCGUUCCUCCUGGUCAAGACUCUUCAACUUUCACUUGGGAUACAUAUCUGGCAGAAUCGUGUGCAGUAGCUGCUCCUAAAAGGCUUUUCAACACUGAUGAGGUGGGCCACGGUUACAUCCCUGGCAUGAAGCUGGAGGCUGUAGACCUGAUGGAGCCGCGGCUGGUGUGUGUAGCCACUGUCGAGCGCUGCGUGGGACGCCUGCUGCUCCUGCACUUCGACGGCUGGGAAUCCGAGUUUGACCAAUGGGUGGACUGUGAGUCUCCAGAUAUCUACCCAGUUGGCUGGUGCGAGCUCCAUGCUUACCAGCUUCAGCCACCUCUCAGUCAAGAACCUUCGCAGGGGCAGGAGCGCAAGAAGACUAACAGACCAUACUCAGGAAAAAAGAGUAAGUCUGCGCCAGGUAAUAGACAGCCUGACAGCAUCGAACGGAAAAGGACCAUGAAAAGGAAGAGUAGCUCCACCACACCACCCAAACAACCCCAGAAGCAGGAUGAUGCACCUUCCUCAGACAAGCAGGAUGAGUCAGUCGACCAGGCUAUGGAGGACCCAUCCUCAGACAAGCAAGAGGCAGUCGACCAAGUUAUGAACCUGAAGACUGAACCAGAGGAGGAGCCAACGGAGGAGAUAAUUGCUGUGAAGGUUAAAGUGGAGGAGGUGGAAGCGGAGAUGCCCAUCACCUCCUGCCCGUCGGACACCGAGGUGGACACCCCAGAACCAUCAGUGGCUGACGUCAAGAGGGAGGAAGACGUGACACAAGUGGAGGGAGCGGUGUGACCCCCCUCCUCUCUGUGACCAGAACUCUGUGUAGUAGACAUCCUCGGGUCUUUCAGGACUAUGGCACAGUCAUUAGUCGUGUUGCCUGCGGUUACGCACUUCAGGGCAGAUGCGCAGUGGUCUUUUCAUGAUGGCCACCACCGUACAGACUGCAUUCGGUGAGGAAAACCAAAAUGAUUCACAGCAUCCCUACGAAGUGGUUGCUCAGAUGUCCCCAUUCCAACUCCAGAUUGACUCAGUUCAGUCCUGCCUAUUGUGUAUGUGGGCUGUGUAAGCCGCUCAGUGAGAUGUUACCUCCCCAUUCAUGGUUGUCUUGUAUCACAGCUGUGGGAUGCCACUUGUAAUAGAGCAAGGAGUGCUCUAUCACAGGAGGGAUUAUUACUUUUGUUGAAACUUGUCGAACAGUUAUAUCUGUUUAAGGUUGCUUAGAAGAUAAAUAACAUUAAAGUGAACUUUGUGUAACUUU
Molecule: messenger RNA, 7225 nt
Organism: Alosa sapidissima (American shad)
Lineage: Eukaryota; Metazoa; Chordata; Actinopteri; Clupeiformes; Clupeidae
Gene: l3mbtl2
Product: L3MBTL histone methyl-lysine binding protein 2
Exons: 17
Coding region: 4198-6759 (853 amino acids)
Biological process (GO): regulation of DNA-templated transcription
Cellular component (GO): nucleus
Molecular function (GO): zinc ion binding
Source: RefSeq, a predicted model, not a curated record